AUCAGAAAGCUUCAUCAAGACGUGAGACAAUCAUGGGAACAGUUCUUGCUUUAGGUUUUCUCCUCAUUUUGGCACCAGAAUGGACCAAGGCUCGGACGGCAGAUUUAAAGACUUCUCACAGUCCACUGUUUGUCAAUCAAUUCAAUGGGACUACAGCUGAAAUCCGCUGUGGAAUUUCAAUGAAGGAGAUCGAUGGAUUAUAUCUAUACAGGAAAUUCACAGGUUCAGAUAAGGUGAUGUUCCUGUAUAUUAGAAAAAUGGAAGCAGAAAUUCAUGAGAACUACAGCAGCCGUCUAAAUUACUCAAAAACGUGCUGUGAUUUUUUAAUUAAAAUCUCAAAACUGAGGCCUGAUGACAGCGAUGUCUAUUACUGCCGUUUUAAAUACGUAAACAUGUCAACUCAUGAAGAAGAAGAAUACACAAGUACAGGAACACUGGUAAUGGUCACAGAGCAAACUUUCCCAGACUGUCCUCCAGACAAGCAGACGAGGAAAAUCGUUCUGAUUUUGAUUCUAACUGUAGUGGUCAUCGUGAUCUGCAUGGCUGCCUGCUUUUGUGUGUGGAACAUAACUGGGAAACAGAAAACAUUUGAGCCAAAAGCGGCAAAACAAUACAGACCCAGGAAAGGCCAAAAGCCUCAACAACAGCAAAGAAUAAAUUUCAGUUUGUAAUAUGUAACAGCCAGUGAUGUUUAUAUAGGUACUCCUCUCCCAUAUUACUUUUGUGCUUGCCAAUGCUGCCAGUGUGAGAACUGUCCCCGUGCCCACACACAUGUGUGCGCUGAUGUGAGAACAUACCACACACCUCUUCAGACAACUUGGAAUACUCUCAUGUAAUCAAUGAAAAAAGAGAUGGAUCAAGAAAGGAAGAUGAGGCUUGGAACAUACAAGACACUGAAGUAUUCUCUACUCGAGUAUAUGUUUGUAUUUUUACUUGAACAACUGCUUGCAGUUGUUAAUUUACAUUAUAGAGCACAAUUUGAUUGAUAUUGAGCAACAAGAAGAGUGAGGGAGGAGGACAAAGAAGAGAAUUGAUUCAACUCUGACCAUGAAUGACGAGCUAUGAGUAACAAAUGAAAAUAAGCUAAGCUAUUAAAUAUGCUCUAUAUGUUAAAUGGAUAUAUAAUUAGGCAGCUGUUAAUAGGCCUUAAGAUACUGUAUCUCUGUGAGAUAGAUAGAUAGAUAGAUAGAUAGAUAGAUAGAUAGAUAGAUAGAUAGAUAGAUAGAUAGAUAGA
Polypterus senegalus (gray bichir) is the source of this 1234-nucleotide messenger RNA. RefSeq lists its product as uncharacterized. Gene Ontology annotation, biological process: adaptive immune response. The record is from RefSeq and is a predicted model, not a curated record. The transcript is spliced from 4 exons. Gene Ontology annotation, cellular component: membrane. Bases 33 to 671 code for a protein of 212 amino acids. Lineage: Eukaryota; Metazoa; Chordata; Cladistia; Polypteriformes; Polypteridae. Gene Ontology annotation, molecular function: signaling receptor activity.